AUGGCGGCCCGUCCUCUGGACAUGAAGAUGCUUCGCCCGAAGGCGAAUAGUCUUGGGAACGGGUAUGAACGCUGCGACGACUACGCCUGCUCUCGAACCGGACAGUCAUUUGUAGACCGGAGUAUGCGGGGGCUGGCUACACCGUCCAUCAUGACCAAUGGGAGUAUAUGCGGCCGGCGGCGCGUCCACUCCCGGCAUACCCUCCAUAGGCGGCCUCACGAAGAACGCACCGGGCUGGCUCUACAUCGGCCUCUCUUCCUCAUCAACGCCCUCGACGAACCCUACGAAGAUCGUAUCGGCUUGCUCAUGAAUGCUCUGCGGGUUCCCGUAUGGUUAACUGAGGUAUCGCAAAUCUCGAAGCACCGCGUUAAUGUUCCUUCACACCCCUUCGAUCAGCCUCGAUCGCUUCUCCGGACGGCCGUAAAUCCAUCCCACUGCGAACUGGCGCUUCUUCUCAAAGUCGCAUCACCUCAACAAUGGCUCGACAUCAUUUACGCACCGCUUUGCACCUGCGAGGGGGACGCCGACCCGACGUAG
Molecule: messenger RNA, 537 nt
Organism: Punctularia strigosozonata HHB-11173 SS5
Lineage: Eukaryota; Fungi; Basidiomycota; Agaricomycetes; Corticiales; Punctulariaceae
Exons: 5
Coding region: 1-537 (178 amino acids)
Source: RefSeq, a predicted model, not a curated record